UCAGGAGGUAUAGGGAAGAAGAUGAAGGCCAUCUCACUGACCAUGAUGAAGAGGAUGGGCAGGAAUUAUGCCAAAGCCCUGUCAGAGGAAAUGGUGAAGAGAGAUGAAGAAGGAAGAGGGGAUAUUGUUAAUGGGGUCCAUUCAUUUCCAAAAGGACACAGAGUGUCCAGUCACUCCCUUGAAAGACUCUACGGUCUCAACAGUGGACACAGCAAUUCCAGUAAGCUCAUUGGCGGGUCAGAUGGCUUCAGUAACAGAGACAGUCUGAGGCUGGAUGAGGUGCUGCCCUACACAGGCCAGUUCUGUGGCAGAGCCCGGGUCCACACAGACUUUGUCCCCAGUCCGUACGACACGGAAUCACUUAAACUUAAGGUGGGGGAUGUGAUUGAGAUAAUCAGCAAGCCUCCUAUGGGUAUAUGGACAGGCAUGCUGAACAACAAGGUGGGAAACUUUAAGUUCAUCUUCGUGAACCUCAUAGUAGAGAAGGUUCUUGAACUGCCUCAGAAGAUGAGGACACACAGGAGGAGCAGGAGACCCCGUCCCAAAACGCUACAGGAGCUCCUAGAGAGCCUCAAUCUGGAGGAGUAUGCCUCUUCACUGCUCCUGAACGGCUAUCAAACAGUAGAUGACCUGAAAGAGCUGAAGGAGAAGUAUCUGAUGGAACUCAAUGUGACUGAUCCUGAACACAGACAUCUUCUCAUGGCAGCCAUCGAGUGCCUCCAAGAACCCCAAAGUGAUGGUCAGGAGGGAGAGUUAAACCAGGAUGCCAAGUCGCCGACUGAGAGUGUUAAAGCGGACCUGACCGACUGCCCCAGAGACGCUGGCUGUUACAUCCCUUCGGACUGCUCAGACAACAGCAAGGAGACAGACAUCCACCUGCCAGCACUGCACCAUCAUCCUCCCAUGGCUCAGACCUAACCUAAAAAUGAUCGAUGUGGAUCAAUGCAAUUCACCCAGAUCGUGAUCUAAUGUGAAAGCCCUUUUCUGCAUUACAAGAGCACUCCUCUUUGCUUUCAUACUGCAUGUAGUAUCUGUAGCCUAUGUGGCUGGCACUGUAAUUGUUAUGCAUGAAGCUACUGUACACAAUUUCCUAUUCUAGUGAGUUGGAUUGGCUGCUGGUUUGUAAAUGUUAAUGAUGAUGUAUCCCAAGCCUUUCAAAUCACUGACAUUGGACCUGUGAAAUCAUAACAGUGGGCUAGGCUUUGUUUUUAGCACAAUGUGCAAUGUCAACUUUACUGUGUGUGGGUGUACAGUACAAGAGGUGCCUGUGGAAAUGGGAGAGAUUAAAUACAGGCAGGUCACCCAUGAUACAAGUCAGUAUUCAAUGUCCAUACAUGUCUGAGGAGAUCGGGAGAGGACGUAGAAACUGGCUCUAGGGGCAACAGUAAGUGCUGUUAUCUUUAAGUAGGUAUUGUGGACAGGUAUGGCAGAUGUGCGUAAACAUCUGCCUGUGGCUCCAGAAGGCUGCAUGUUUGAAUCCAGCAAUAGAAAGUUGUUUUUGAUAUUUUUCUUUAAGCCUAUCCCUAACCUUAACCCUUACCAUAACCAUUUGGUGUUAAUGCCU
Molecule: messenger RNA, 1564 nt
Organism: Oncorhynchus gorbuscha (pink salmon)
Lineage: Eukaryota; Metazoa; Chordata; Actinopteri; Salmoniformes; Salmonidae
Product: SAM domain-containing protein SAMSN-1-like
Exons: 6
Coding region: 22-918 (298 amino acids)
Molecular function (GO): protein binding
Source: RefSeq, a predicted model, not a curated record